GUCGUGACGUCAGAGCGGCUGACUUUAUAGGAUAAAUAGUGGAGCUCUGCGCCAUGAGGUGGAGGCUUUUAGAAGCUACUUAACGAGUAACCAUCACGAGACCUCUGCACAAGGAAGGAAAACGCCGCCCGUAGAAAUAAAAUAAAUAAGGCCGUAACAUUUUACAGACCAGCAGCCACCGACAGCGACAAUGAACGGGCAGGUGAAUGGUUUCCACAACUCCCUCAUUGACGAGGACUGCUUCUUGUUCACCUCCGAGUCGGUCGGGGAAGGACACCCCGACAAGAUUUGUGAUCAGAUCAGUGAUGCCGUUUUGGACGCCCAUCUUAAGCAGGAUCCCGAUGCCAAAGUUGCAUGUGAGACUGUUGCUAAGACUGGCAUGAUCCUGUUGGCUGGUGAAGUGACCUCUCGUGCCACAGUGGACUAUCAAAAAGUUGUUCGCGACACCAUCCGUCAAAUUGGAUAUGAUGACUCUUCCAAAGGCUUUGACUACAAGACCUGUAAUGUUCUCGUGGCCUUGGAGCAGCAGUCUCCUGACAUCGCUCAGGGUGUUCACGUUGACCGCAACGAGGAGGAUAUUGGCGCAGGGGACCAGGGCUUGAUGUUUGGAUAUGCCACUGAUGAGACUGAGGAGAGCAUGCCUCUCACAAUUGUCCUUGCCCACAAACUGAAUUCUAAGAUGGCCGAAUUGCGUCGCAACGGCACCCUUCCGUGGCUCCGGCCAGACUCAAAGACACAGGUUACUGUGCAGUACCGCCAGGACCGAGGAGCCAUGCUGCCAGUCCGUGUGCACACAAUUGUCGUCUCUGUGCAGCAUGAUGAGGAUAUCUGCCUGGAGGAAAUGAGAGACACUCUGAAGGAGAAAGUCGUCAAGGCUGUCGUUCCGUGCAUCUAUUUGGAUGAUGACACCAUUUACCACCUGCAGCCCAGUGGGCGAUUUGUUAUUGGAGGCCCACAGGGUGACGCUGGUCUGACUGGGCGGAAAAUUAUUGUUGACACCUAUGGCGGGUGGGGAGCCCAUGGCGGUGGAGCCUUCUCUGGGAAGGAUUAUACGAAGGUGGACCGCUCUGCUGCUUACGCUGCGCGGUGGGUGGCAAAGUCACUGGUGAAGGCUGAACUUUGCAGGAGAGUGUUGGUCCAGGUUUCUUAUGCAAUUGGAGUCGCCCAUCCACUUUCAAUUUCUAUCUUCCAUUACGGGACCUCAAACAAGAGUGAGAGGGAGCUGCUGGACAUUGUAAAGAGGAACUUUGAUCUCCGUCCUGGAGUCAUUGUCAGGGAGCUGGAUCUGAAGAAGCCCUUGUAUCAGAGGACCGCAGCCUAUGGCCACUUUGGCCGAGACGCCUUCCCAUGGGAGGUUCCCAAAAAACUCAAAUACUAAACAUGUUAAGCUUUUUCCCCCCAGGCCUGUUGGUGUAUACUACAGAGAAGCCUCCAAGGUUCCGGGGGUGAAAUGCACUUAUCGCUCGUAGUAAUGGUUUCCUUGACUCCUGUCUUUCACCCCCCUCCCCCUGUCUUCUUGCUGUUUUCCUCUGGUUGCAGUAACAUAGUGGGUCGUAGCAGGCACGGCUCAGAAACUCAAUGUUUAAAGAAAUGGAUGGGUUCCAUGAACUAAUGAACCAUAACCUUCUCCCACGUCGUGACGGUCCACUGAUUCUUGGUGUGAUCGACUGAAACGCUGCUUUGACCAGUCGAUUCUGGUUGGUGUCCUUGCGAUCGCAUUUUGGGCUUUAAGAGUCACUCCUCAUUCACUGGUGCUGUUUUUAAGUCAGUUUACAAUAAUUAUUUGAGUGGUGGGGAGGGGGCGUGUUUUCUGAUGUGGCACUUUACCAAACAGUUUAGUGUCUCUCUAAACAUUCCUCCUACAUUCAAUCUAGUACGAUGCUUUGCUGGCCCAGUCGCUGUUCUUGAGCCUUUUUGUUACCUUUACCCCUGCAUCUUUGUGGAGGAUGCUUUAAUGGCACAAUUAAAAUUGAAGGGUUGUUGCGGUUUAUAAAAAGAAUGCUAUGCAUUGCAGACUAAUGGCAGAACCAAAUCCUAAUUCUUAAAGAUUAUUCUCAGAUUAUAAAUCCUCAGACGCCCCUACAGACCGUGGCUGUUUUCUGACGUAAUACAGAAAAGUCAGAAGCUGCUAAAUCAAUGCUCUGGUCUGCAGAGGUUUUUGUUAUACUUGAAUAAUUGGAUUGUUAUGCAUUUGAAAUUCCAUUUUUAAAAUGAGUCUUGUUUUUUUAAAUGUAGUUUCACUAUUGUUUGAAGUGACAAAUGGGCCUUUCCCUCCCUAGGUGUGUGGAUGCCAGGUGUAGCUACAGAGAAACCUGGUCAGUCUUCAUCCUUAGUGGAGUGUUUAUUUCCGGAGUCUUUUUGGCUUAAAGUCCAGCCGCGACACUAUUUGUUCUGAGACGCUGCGUUGAUACAGAGGAGCCGUUGUUUCAGAAAGCAGCUUUAAACAAUCUAUUGAAUCUUUAAUUCCUUUUUGAUGUGAUCACUUUUCAGUGUUUGGCUUGAAGCUCCAGAGUGUUGUACAGAAAAGCUUUGGUCCGCCUCAACUCAAUUUUCACUGGCUUCUGUUAAUGACUAUUUUACUAAUUUUUGACUACAGAUCUUAAGUGAGUUGGUUUUGAAAUCUUGUUAAAUGUCUGGCGCAAUUCUUUAGCUCUCACCUACCCUCGAUGCAAUGGCAACAUCUGGUUGGUGUUGUACAGAGAAACCAGCCUUGUUUACGCAGCCGUGUCAUCUGUAGGGUAGAUUGAGUUUCUGAGUUUUGUUCGCUUCAACUCUUUCCCCCACCCCCCCCCCCCCCCCCCCGUUGGCUACCGUAGGUGUAGGAGUGCCUUUUCUAUUGCCUCUACUCCCCAUCUGCUUUCCUACUGACAUGCGCUCAACUUUCACAGGAACAAGUAGCUCGUACUGUAUUGCUCUGUCUAGACUGGGUUGUUUCUUUAUGCUCUGUAAUAAACAACUACUUCCAAAUGUC
This is a messenger RNA of Pungitius pungitius (ninespine stickleback), 2971 nucleotides long. RefSeq names its product methionine adenosyltransferase 2Ab (gene mat2ab). The transcript is spliced from 9 exons. Bases 191 to 1378 code for a protein of 395 amino acids. Gene Ontology annotation, molecular function: methionine adenosyltransferase activity; ATP binding. Gene Ontology annotation, cellular component: cytosol; methionine adenosyltransferase complex. Lineage: Eukaryota; Metazoa; Chordata; Actinopteri; Perciformes; Gasterosteidae. The record is from RefSeq and is a predicted model, not a curated record. Gene Ontology annotation, biological process: S-adenosylmethionine biosynthetic process.